This is a messenger RNA of Diatraea saccharalis (sugarcane borer), 1175 nucleotides long. Lineage: Eukaryota; Metazoa; Arthropoda; Insecta; Lepidoptera; Crambidae. The record is from the annotation of a GenBank genome assembly.
CUUGUCUGUCUGAUGUCUGGUUUUUUUUAUUAACCUUUGCAGCGAAAGUAUUAGUAUAUUUACUUUCUGUUUAAAAAUUAAUUAUUUUUAACUGAUUGAAAACAAACACUACCGAAUCACCAAUCCAUAGAAAUGGCUGCACAAUUGUUUAACCGCAUCGGUCAAGUCGGGCUAGGUGUUGCCCUUGUUGGUGGUGUAGUAAACUCCGCAUUAUACAAUGUUGAUGGUGGACACAGAGCUGUCAUAUUUGACAGAUUUGCAGGAGUCAAGAAUUUGGUAGUUGGGGAAGGAACUCACUUUUUCAUCCCCUGGGUUCAGAAGCCUAUAAUCUUUGAUAUAAGAUCAAGGCCCCGAAAUGUUCCUACAGUCACUGGAAGCAAAGAUCUUCAAAAUGUGAACAUCACCUUACGUAUCUUGUUCAGACCAGUACCUGAUCAACUGCCCAGGAUAUACACGAUCCUAGGCAUUGACUAUGAUGAAAGAGUGUUGCCGUCCAUCACAUCUGAAGUGUUAAAAGCAGUAGUUGCUCAAUUUGAUGCAGGGGAACUUAUCACACAAAGAGAGAUUGUAUCACAAAAGGUAAAUGAAAGUUUAACAGAGAGAGCAGGCCAAUUUGGUCUUAUCCUUGAUGACAUUUCAAUCACACAUCUUACAUUUGGCAAAGAAUUCACACAAGCUGUCGAGUUGAAACAAGUAGCACAACAAGAAGCUGAAAAGGCUAGAUUCCUUGUAGAGAAAGCUGAGCAACAGAAAAAGGCAGCUGUCAUAGCCGCCGAGGGUGAUGCACAAGCAGCUGUAUUGUUGGCAAAAUCAUUUGGCAGUGCAGGAGAAGGUCUGGUUGAAUUGCGUCGUAUAGAGGCAGCAGAAGAUAUUGCAUACCAACUAUCAAAGUCCCGCAAUGUUACUUACUUACCUGCAGGCCAAAAUGUGCUUUUAAAUCUUCCAACACAAAAUUAAUUGACAAUAUUGCUUGAAUGCUGCCAUAAGUGCUAGCAGUUGUAAGUUUAAUAAGUCGUUGGCCGGUGUCAUUGCAUUUGUUUUUACACAACACAAAUAUUAUUAUAAGGAUGUUGCAUUUUGGAGAGACUAAUGCUGGUUCCACCAAUAGGUUGUAGUCGUUAAUUAGCAAUAGGAACUUGUAAUUAUGCAUUAAAUAAACUAUAAUUUUGUUGAGC